Molecule: messenger RNA, 481 nt
Organism: Plectropomus leopardus (leopard coralgrouper)
Lineage: Eukaryota; Metazoa; Chordata; Actinopteri; Perciformes; Serranidae
Source: RefSeq, a predicted model, not a curated record
GCCUGCGUAGUCCACGGUGGAGACCUGAAAGAUCUGACUGCGGAGCAGCUUGACGACAUCCUGAAGUACCACACUGAGAUUGUUUUCGCCAGAACCUCCCCGCAGCAGAAACUGAUCAUUGUGGAGGGCUGCCAGAGACAGGGAGCCAUUGUGGCUGUGACAGGUGACGGUGUGAACGACUCUCCCGCUCUGAAGAAGGCUGACAUCGGUGUCGCCAUGGGUAUCGCUGGAUCUGACGUCUCAAAGCAGGCCGCCGACAUGAUCCUGCUGGACGACAACUUUGCCUCCAUCGUUACUGGAGUAGAAGAAGGCCGUCUGAUCUUUGACAACUUGAAGAAGUCCAUCGCCUACACGCUGACUAGCAACAUCCCUGAGAUCACCCCCUUCCUCCUCUUCAUCAUCGCCAACAUCCCUCUGCCCCUGGGAACCGUCACCAUCCUCUGUAUUGAUCUGGGAACUGACAUGGUAAAGAUGCACAAAU